This is a messenger RNA of Ramularia collo-cygni, 792 nucleotides long. RefSeq names its product related to 54S ribosomal protein L4, mitochondrial. Lineage: Eukaryota; Fungi; Ascomycota; Dothideomycetes; Mycosphaerellales; Mycosphaerellaceae. The transcript is spliced from 3 exons. Gene Ontology annotation, cellular component: mitochondrial ribosome; mitochondrial large ribosomal subunit. Gene Ontology annotation, biological process: mitochondrial translation. The record is from RefSeq and is a predicted model, not a curated record. Gene Ontology annotation, molecular function: structural constituent of ribosome. Bases 1 to 792 code for a protein of 263 amino acids.
AUGCCGCCCCCAGCAAUGCACUGUACGUGCAAGACCGUCCUCAGUGGCGUCUUCGGCGCACCAAUAUCCCGUGCAGCAACAUUUCCGCCAUCCUUCUUAAUCCCCGCCAUAUCAGCACCUUUCUCUACCACAAGCAGCCAGCAGAAGCCUCCGCGUAAAGAUGGCAAUCCCAGGCGCGGAGUAUCCGCACUGUACAGGUCCGGUCUGAAUAAGACAAUGUGGAAAGCCAACUCUGUCAAAAACGUACCUCUCCCAAAGCCUGUCCUGGAUCCGGCUCGCAGAACACAAAUCGAGACGGACCCAGACCAUGGACUUUGGGAGUUUUUCCCGGCCAACAAGACGCUGAUGGCUACACCUGCGGAAAUGCAUGCUCAUGGACGAGCAUGGACGGUGCAGGAGCUGAGAGCGAAGGAUUGGGAUGAUUUGCAUCGGUUGUGGUGGGUGUGCAUCAAGGAGAGGAAUCGGCUGUUCACGUAUGAGGUGGAACGGAAGAGACUGGGGCCCAUGUACGGUGAUUACGAGAGUGGGGAGCGGAUGAAGGUGAUCAAGCACACGAUGAAGGCAAUCAAGCACACCCUGACGGAGCGAUGGUAUACGUGGGACAGUGCGCGAAGCGAGGCAAUGUUGGAUGAAGAGAUCAACAUGUAUGCUGAUGUGGACAAUGGCGAGAUUGCCUACCUGCGCAAGGAGGAUGAUCUUGUGGUCGAUGAGCAGCUCAGCGCUCCUGAGGGAAGCGAACAAGCGAUGCCACCUGCAGAUGUUCCGAAGAUGAGUACAGAGGCUCGAGCAUGA